Messenger RNA from Haliotis rubra (blacklip abalone), 727 nucleotides. RefSeq names its product CDGSH iron-sulfur domain-containing protein 2 homolog. Gene Ontology annotation, biological process: regulation of autophagy. Gene Ontology annotation, molecular function: 2 iron, 2 sulfur cluster binding. Lineage: Eukaryota; Metazoa; Mollusca; Gastropoda; Lepetellida; Haliotidae. The transcript has 2 exons. The record is from RefSeq and is a predicted model, not a curated record. Bases 16 to 384 code for a protein of 122 amino acids. Gene Ontology annotation, cellular component: mitochondrial outer membrane; intracellular membrane-bounded organelle.
AAAUCUCCAGAACAUAUGACUUCAAACGUCUUUGCCUUAUCAGGUGCAGACUGGUUAUCUUUGCUGCCGUUCGCCUGCACUGUUCUGAUACUAUGCGCCUGUAUCGGACAGAGUGUAAGGUCCCUCAUAUUUGGACGGAGCCAGGUAUGUAACCCCAUGAUACGGAAGAGUGAACCCAAAAUCACCGACGUCAUAAUGAGAGAGGACCUCAUGAAGGAGGACAAGGUCAGCUUCUGUCGCUGCUGGAGGUCAAAGAAGUGGCCAUACUGCGACGGCGCUCACAAGUAUCAUAACCGUGAGACAGGCGACAACGUGGGGGCACUCGUCAUCAGAAGCAAGGACUGGAAGCCGAAACCUAAGGAUAAACACAAAGAAAAUAAAUGAAACUCUUUAGUGAAUGCCAGCUUAUUUCCAAAUCAAAAUGCUGUUUGAAACAAUAUUUGUGCCAAUGAGUGUUUCAUGAUAUACAUUUGUUCUAAUAUACACAAUUUAGUAACACCACAUCAUAUUUCAGAACAUCGAUCGCUCACUUGUUUUGUGAAUGCGCAUGACAACUUACUGUUGACCGUUACCUGAAUGAUUGACGUGAAAUAGAUUCUGCUGAAAAGUGGAAGUAUUCUUAUAAUCAUUGUAUACAUUAUUUUACACACAUGUUACUCGUCACCGGACAGUCAUUUUUUGUAAUUUUUGUUUUAUGUUAAGCUGAAUAAUAAAUUUGGAAAAUCUG